Molecule: messenger RNA, 483 nt
Organism: Harmonia axyridis
Lineage: Eukaryota; Metazoa; Arthropoda; Insecta; Coleoptera; Coccinellidae
Exons: 1
Coding region: 1-483 (160 amino acids)
Source: RefSeq, a predicted model, not a curated record
AUGGCUAAGGUUUACCACCAAGCGAUAGCUAUAAGAACUGGAUUGAUACUCACCUCAAGGAAGCCGUACGAAUACGUGCCAAAAGCGGUCAUGGAAAAUGAGAAUUACAGGCUCUACUGGGACACCCUGAUGGAGACGGAUAGGCCGGUUGCACACAACAGACCGGAUAUUGUUAUCUUCGACAAAGUUAAAAAGGAGACAAAUAUUAUCGACGUCACUGUGCCUGCAGAUGAUAACAUUUCUAGAGCAUACACCGAAAAAAUUAUAAAAUACGAAGAUCUCGCUUUCGAGCUGAAAGAGAUUUAUAAUCUCAGAAAGGUGUAUAUUAUCCCGCUCAUAAUCACGACGAACGGCCUGGUGGAGACACAUCUAGGAGAGAACACAGCUCUAUUGGAAUUGGAUCAGGACAUCAUAAGCACGGCGCAGAAGGAGGUAGUCCUGUGGACGACAAGAAUAGUCCGAAAAUUUCUUGUCAAUGGCUGA